Thrips palmi is the source of this 610-nucleotide messenger RNA. Its product is annotated as cuticle protein 16.5-like. The record is from RefSeq and is a predicted model, not a curated record. NCBI's taxonomy places the organism in Eukaryota, Metazoa, Arthropoda, Insecta, Thysanoptera, Thripidae. Bases 81 to 548 code for a protein of 155 amino acids. The transcript has 2 exons.
CCCACCAAGGUUCCCACCGAAUAGGACAGCGCGACUGCGUUCGAGAGUCGGGCCGUCUUCCGCGCACUCCGCGCCUGGACAUGCGGCCAGGACGAGGACGGCGCCAAUGUUUGCCAAUUCCUAACGCCACAUGCGGUGCUCUGUGUUGGCGCGUGCCGGCCAGGCUGGGCCCGCCUGGGCCAGGCAGUCAUAUAAAAGUCACAGACCGUGGAAACAAAUCAUUCGUCUCCUGUCUGCAAGAGAAGAAACUUCCCAACAUGUACAAGCUGGUCGUCCUCAUGUGCGUCGUGGCCGCGGCGUCGGCCGGAGUCAUCAGCCCGGUGGCGUACUCCAGCCCCCUGGUCGCCGGCCCCGUCGCCUACUCCAGCCCGGUGGUCGCCGCCGCCCCCGUCGCCUACUCCAGCCCCGUCGCCUACGCCGCCAGGCCCGUCGCCUACUCCAGCCCGGUGGUCGGCGCCCCCGUCGCCUACUCCAGCCCCGUCGCCUACUCCAGUGGCGUUGUGAGGGCCGCCCCCGUGGCUUACUCUGCCCCGGUCGUCGUGGGCUAGACCAACUUCACCACCACCAACUCGCCAUUUAAAUUAAAAAAUAAAUCUAGUUUUUUUAUCAA